AUGACGGAAACGCUCUUCAGGUUGAGAUUAAAUAAAGCACUAGCAAAUGCUUGGGCCCCAACUCCGUUCCGCGCCCUCACCAGCUUCUGCUUUUUGGUCGCACAUUUUCGUAAGGUAGUCGAAUCGGACACAAGAGCUGUUGACUGGCAUGACCUGAGGAUCCGAGUAAUCGACGAAACGACCACCGACACGGCCUCCGUCAGAAUGGGCAGCGGCGGUUGUGUGAAAAGGCGGAAGUGGGCGUUGCACAAGCGGGCCCCGCUGACCCGCUUCUACGCCACAGCUCGAAGAGGCCUUUUAUUCCUCUAUUGCGGCCGCUUUGUCGCUUCCACGUUCGCC
Messenger RNA from Iphiclides podalirius (scarce swallowtail), 339 nucleotides. NCBI's taxonomy places the organism in Eukaryota, Metazoa, Arthropoda, Insecta, Lepidoptera, Papilionidae. The record is from the annotation of a GenBank genome assembly.